AUGCCGUGGAUCUCUGCAGCGGAGGAUCAUGUCGACGGUCACACCAUCGAUAACAGACUGCUCACCAUUCUUGAUCACUACAGUACUACAGCGAAUUCGGAAUCGAUAUCCAUGCCACCUAACCCUGGCAGAACCAGCUACAUCAGUGGAGGAGCCAACAUGCGUGCGGGGAGUGGCAGUCCUUUGCUUUUCGAGACUACAGUAUCACCUGAACGCUAUCCCAGCUUGAGGAAAUCUCGCGCCUUCAUGAAAGACUAUCACGCCUGUACUAAGGUCUGUGCGGGGCUGUUGGGUACCGCUUUCACCUCAACCCCCAGCCUUCCCACAACGGAUGCACCACAACGGGAGCUACACAGCGCUAUUGCGAGCCUCCACCUCAAUGAAUUGUACUCGGACUUGAUCAUUGCUUCCACCACCAAGAGCUAUCCAGUCCAUAAGGUCGUCGUAUGCACGCGGUCCGACUUUAUCGCAGGGUGGUGCCGCAGUGAUCGGGACGAGGUUGCCGACGGGAUAUUAUCUCUCCCAAAUGACGAUCCCCUCGUUGUGGACGCGAUGAUUCAGUACUUCUAUCGUCUCGACUAUGCUGUGCCUGUCGAACAAGCACAGGACCAGGAAGAUGCUGGCCUACUCUUCCAUGCCAAAGUUUACACUCUAGCAGAGAUGUAUCUGGUUCGAGGGCUGAAAGAACUUGCCGUGGUCAAGUUCAAGACUGCUUCUUUAAGCCAGAACUGGAACACACAAGGCUUCCUCGACGCGGCCAAGGAGGCAUAUACUUCUACACCAGAGACCGUCAGAACCCUGCGGCAAGUGGUGCUCGAAACCUUCGCCAUGCGGAAAGAGCUGCUGGAUAAAGAGGAGACACAAGAGGUGAUCAAGGGAACGGACGGUUUGGCUUAUGACAUCUUGUUCCAUUUUCAUCAGACCCAGUACAACUUCUGA
Molecule: messenger RNA, 939 nt
Organism: Microdochium trichocladiopsis
Lineage: Eukaryota; Fungi; Ascomycota; Sordariomycetes; Xylariales; Microdochiaceae
Exons: 4
Coding region: 1-939 (312 amino acids)
Molecular function (GO): protein binding
Source: RefSeq, a predicted model, not a curated record